Molecule: messenger RNA, 1647 nt
Organism: Exophiala bonariae
Lineage: Eukaryota; Fungi; Ascomycota; Eurotiomycetes; Chaetothyriales; Herpotrichiellaceae
Exons: 5
Coding region: 1-1647 (548 amino acids)
Molecular function (GO): serine hydrolase activity
Source: RefSeq, a predicted model, not a curated record
AUGUCGACGAUUGAUUUCACCGACCCUUCGUUGUCCCAUCCCUCUCUUGGCACUUUUAUUGCACAUGAUGCUGAUGGCGCAUAUCAAUUUCUGGGUGUACAAUAUGCUACUCUGGAGCAUAGGCUUGCCGAGUCUCAGUUAAGGACGAGUUAUAAGAGUCCAGUGGAUGCAAGAAAUCAUGGACCCGCGUCCUACUCUCCAACAGACGGGUUCGAAAAUGAAAUGACAUUCAUUCAACAGGCAUUACCAAAACCGAAAAUCAAGCACUCAGACGUUGACUGCCUGAAUCUUAAUAUUACGGUGCCCAAAUUGGCGUCUGGGAUAGGGGGAUUGUCUAAACAGAAGUUGCCGGUGUUCAUUUGGACACAUGGUGGUGGAUUUGUCGUUGGUGCGAACUCAUGGCCGCAGUACGAUCAUGCAAAGUUGGUGAAACUUGCUGCAAAGAAUGGCGUGCCCAUUAUUGGUGUUGGUAUCAACUUUCGUUUGGGACUUUCUGGCCUCCUGACAUCCAAAGAACUGAGAGACCGAGGUUAUAAAUCCAACAACACCCUUCGUGACCAAAGAAAUGCUUUCCGAUGGGUGAAGCGGUAUAUCUCUGGUUUUGGCGGUGAUCCUGACAACAUCACAGUCAUUGGAGAAAGCACUGGAGCUGUCGCAACGACCCUUCACCUCUACUCCCCUGAGAAGCUCUUCAACCGUGCCAUCGCAACAGGUGGCUCAUUCUUGCUCGUGGGGCCAUUUUCUCCUGAAAUUUAUGAGGGUGUGUAUCAGCGUGUGCUUUCGGUGCUCGGUCUGGAUGCACUCGGCCCGGAUAAGAGAGUCAAGCAGUUGCUUUCACUUCCACUGGACGAGAUAAUCGCGAAGCUACCUCCCGAUAUUCCGUUCAUGCCGGUAAUUGAUGGUGACAUUGUACCAAUACGACCUUCAUACGCUGCAAUUGCAAGUCGAGAGGAUCUUACCCUUCCUGGGAAAAAGUGGCUGGAUGGAUUCAUGAUCGGGGAUAGCCAAUUCGAUGCAUCAACACUGGGUGCCAUAAUGGGUCACCUGAAAAAUGAUUCACGGAAGCGGUUCUCAGCGUCAUUGAGGACAUCACUGGGAAGCAUACCAGAAGCUGCUGAGUCCGUUCUUGAAACAUAUGGCUUCACAUCUCCUGCUCUUGGUAGCCAAGCUGAAGACGAUGAAGCUGCUUUCAGAAAUUAUCUGCACUUUGUGAAUGAUGUUGGCUACUAUGCAGCCACUGUAUCAUUUGCUCGCGGUUGGCCGGAGCCCAAGUUGUUUACCUUUGCAUUCAACGAACCAAACCCAUGGGAAGGAUUGUACAUGGGUGAAGCGACACACGUGCUGGACGUGGUUUUCUUGUUCCAGAAUUAUAAUGACAAGCUCCCGUCAGGCCAACAAAAGGCUGCAGAAAGUUUUGGCCUCGACCUUGCCCGAUUUAUUGCUGGACAAGAGCCAUGGAUAGCGUAUUCACAAUCAAGGAGAAAUGCAAAGGUAUUCGGACCUUCGAAAUCAGAAGCCUUCAGUCAGAUGAUCAGCGAUAAUGAGUCAGAGGAGAGUGGACGUAGGGUGAAGAUCUUGGAUAUCGGUAAAGCUGCUGGGUUUGAUGCCCUCGCUGAGGCUAUUGUGCGAUUCCAGCUAGGGUUGUAA